Messenger RNA from Rhinocladiella mackenziei CBS 650.93, 627 nucleotides. RefSeq lists its product as uncharacterized. Lineage: Eukaryota; Fungi; Ascomycota; Eurotiomycetes; Chaetothyriales; Herpotrichiellaceae. The record is from RefSeq and is a predicted model, not a curated record. Bases 1 to 627 code for a protein of 208 amino acids. The transcript has a single exon. Gene Ontology annotation, cellular component: mitochondrion.
AUGCGGCGCUCAAUCUUUAGAGCUGCCGGCGUCCCUGCAAAGGCUCGUGCUACAAGACGCUGGCUGUCGGAUAGCAAACCUGAAGCAUCUGCCCGAAGUCGAUUCGAUCGAUUCAUGGAACGAACUCCUCGUUUCCUCCGACCGACAGUCACAGGAUUACGAAAUGCCCCGGUAUCCCAUAUGACGGCAUUCAUCAUUCUUCAUGAAUUGACGGCGGUCAUUCCGUUGUUUGGCCUCGCAGGGGCAUUUCACUACUGGCGUUGGCUUCCCCCAUAUUUCGCUGAGGGGGAGUGGAUCUCUGCCGGCGUUGAGAAAUUUGGCCGAUAUUUUCGAAAGAAAGGCUGGAUUAGCGAAAGGGACGAGAAAGAGGUCGAAAGUAUGGAGGAACCAAGAACUUCACAACUCAAACAAGGCAUGUCAAAAUGGUUCAACCGCGGGGAAGACGCUACCAGAUGGGUUGUGGAAUUCGCGACCGCCUAUGCGAUGGUCAAGGUGUUGCUGCCUGUCCGCAUCGUCGCCAGUGUAUGGGGUUCUCCAUGGUGUGCCCGAUUCGCUGUCAUCCCCGUGGGCAAUGCCACCAAAGCCGUCUUCCGAUCACUCCUGGCUUGGGUCGGCUCGAGGUCAUGA